Molecule: messenger RNA, 9901 nt
Organism: Amoebophrya sp. A120
Lineage: Eukaryota; Dinophyceae; Syndiniales; Amoebophryaceae
Source: the annotation of a GenBank genome assembly
GCUCAGUCCACCAGAUCCAGAACCAGUGCCAUGACCACCGUGUAUAGUACCUGGACCUCCUGAGCUUCACAACCAGCCACUUACGAACGUAGUACGACAGACGCACGCCAUGCGUCUAUAUGCUAUUGAUUUACAACGACCUUUUGGAAGUAGGCUACCUGUGUCUCUUCUUACUUGAAUCUCUUUCAUUGCCUUCAGUUUAGGUAGAAAAUAAAAUAUUCAUCCCUAACUAACAUGCGCUAAGCUACACGCAAAGAAACAUCAACAAUGUCCGGUCACCUCCAGCAACGGGGCCUCAAGCCUUUCGGCGCGGAGCUGCAAACGGUAUCAACCCUCCCGGCCUGGGCGCGCGGCCCGGCUUUCCCGUUGGUCCGGCGGAUCAAGAAGGAGGAUGACUUGCACUACGACCCUUUAUCCCCGACCCAGCGCAAGAAAUCCCACCACUACUUUGACUCCCAAUGCUACCUAUCCUGUGCAAAAGUAUCGCACUCGUAGUAAUUGCAGUUAUGCAUUACAAAUUUUUUCCCUAAAGUAAAUCCGCAUGACAAAUUUCAUUUCUCAUGCUGAGGGAAUUUGUAAUGCAUGUCUACGAGUGCGAUACUUUUGCAAUGCAUACUACCACGCAAGUGCGGAUCCAAGGGCGAUCACGCUGUUGCAAGAAACCCACCACUAUCAAAUGCAAAUGUGUCUGGGUCUGGAAGAUUGCGACGAUAUUUGUCAUGCUAGUCUGGCACGACUCUCCGCUCUGUAUUGUGUGGCCACCAAGAGGUCCUCUUGCCUGUCAUGCAAAAGCGAAGUUUCUCAUGCGAAAUACGCAUCACAGAAGCACGAAAAAACUUCGUCAUGCUCUGCGGCGCAUCACAGAGCACCUAUUGUUCACGAACUUGUUGCAUCACAAGUUCCCAGACCCAAACAUAUUUGCAUUUGAUAACCACUUGAUGGAUUUCCGGUCCCAGUGCGUGUGGUGCGGGAACGAGGACCGGUUUGUGUGCAACACAGCCGAGGGCUCCUCGUCGUCGUUGAAAAACGAUUUGAAAACCGAAUACCAAAAAUCGAAGAAGCACGCGGCUCUCCUCGAGGGCCCGAGAUUGUGUCCGACCUGUUUGCAGUUAGUCGCGCAGAAGGCGGAAGAUUGCCGCAACAGUGAGGAUUUGACGCGGUAUUUAACAUCCCAGCCGAACAUCUUCAAACCCACACUAUCUCUAAUUUUCCUCGCCGCGUUGACCGAUCGGGCGCUGUUCAGCCUGAGUAUCGACCACGACAAGUUGAAAAUGGAGAAACAGUCUGGCCAGUCCAUCCCGAGCUCCGAGUUUAAGCCAAUCAGGAGGAACCGGAAACGGGUAUCAACUGCGAAAGCGUCUGGGUCUGGAAGAUUGCAACUUGUCAUGCUGUUUUUGGACUCUAAAAAAAUUUGUAUUGCAUGACCAGCAGCAAGAGGGGCACAAUUUGUGCUACACGGACAGGGCGUUUCUCAUGCGGAAGGUGCAUCAGGAUCAGGAAGGGUUCUAAAAAUCUGUGAUGCUAGAGCAUACAUCACAGACAAUCAUGGGUCAUGAGAAAUAUGCAUGACAAAUCGUGCAUCCUACUAGACCCAGACAUUUUUGCAUUUGACAACGGGGGAGGGUUUAUAAUAUCGCGAAAAACGAAUACUCGAAGUGUACGGUGUUUGCGGCACGCGGACAUCCGGAUCUGCUGUAUUAUUUAUCGGAAGGGGAAGGAAGGUUGAUGUAGCGACACCAGUAAAAAAAAUCAUUGGAGAAUGAAAAUUCGAGAUUUUUACGCAGGUAGUUGAUUUUCGCAUAGGAAAUGCUUAGGAAACGGCAAAAAAUGCUUCAAAAAAGCAUUUUUUGCCCGAGUUGUUGUGUUUAGCAACCCCUAUUCUGGCUACCCGGGUGGCAGUUUUCCUUCCCAUGCAAGAGUCGGUCCUCUCCAAGAGUACAGUCGGCAAGGGGUACACUGCGUAAGCGGUGGGCUCCUGGUUGAUAAUGAUCUCCGCAUCGCCUCAGGCUGGCAACAGAGCAGGGAGAAGGAGGCGCUGCGCUCAGUGGAAGGACAGCCGGCUCGUUUUUUUGCGUUUUUUGGGAGAAAUAGGGCCUUUUGAUGGUGGCACUCAGCUGCAGACUGCAAUACGCGGGCACCGUGCCCGGUUAGCUCAGUCGGUAGAGCGCCAGGCUCUUAACCUGGUGGUCGUGGGUUCGAGCCCCACAUCGGGCGCUUUUUGGUGUUUCACGGCCGGUGGCGGCUUUGGAGCGGGAAAAACUGCGUUCCUGGGCAGUAUGGGGGAAUGCAUUGGCACAAGAAGAAUGUCAUGUGGGCGGUGUUCUAGCCACAGGGAGAGGCACUGCAAUACAAAAUUGCGGGCUUUUUCGCUGCAAGGCAGUUUUUCCCUUAGGGAAAUCGUCUAUUUUUUGGCUUAGGAUGAAGUAGUAUUGUUCGGGGGAAACGGUAUGAGAUGUGGGUUUUUCCUGCCGUCGGUACAGGAAAAACAAAAAUAACAUAUUUUUUACCAGAACGCAGAAAACACAGGCGUUUUUGCCUCUAAACGGAAAAAAUGGCAAAAAAAAAUGUUUUUUGCCCGAAUUGCAGUAUUUAGCGACCCCUAUUCUGGCUACCCUGUUUUCCAUUUUUCCUAGCGAUUGGAUCUCCUUCGGGAGUCAUCCGUUAAAAUUGGAACGAUACAGAGAAGAUUAGCAUGGCCCCUGCGCAAGGAUGACACGCACAAAUCGAGAAGUGUAAACAAUUUUUUUUAUUCUGCAUGAUAUGAUCGUUUUUGAAUUUUUCACAAAGUAUCAAAAUGCACGGUAUGCUGUGUUACUCAUUCAUGGUCAGUUUUCGAAUCACGGCGGUAUGGUAACUUUCUUGUAAAAGGACUUCGAAAACGCAUGGUAUGGUAGUUUCUAAAAAAAUUGUGUGUUAGUAGUCAGCCCGGUGUAGGAAUUUUUUGGAAGAAAAACACUUCCGGGACUUUUGCACGCAUUUUCCCAACCUCGAGGCACAGGUGCUGAUUUAUGCCCACUCGAAUAUUCUUUCUUGUGAAAUCUUUCUAUUUCCUUUUAUUCCCCAUCCAUAUCCCGACGACCUGCAGCGGACCUACACAACGUCCAUGCAAAACAACGAGUACAUCGAGCCCGAACCCGAGUGGUUACUUCGCACGGAGCGACAGGAGCAUUUGCAAGCGUCAAAGCUGUACCAGAUUGACAUCGAGUUUCCGCUCCAGGUUGGCGACUUCGUCGAAUACACACCGGUCGUAACAGCUUCUGCGAAUAAUUCCGCAAAAAUCGCACAAGCCGGAGCAGCAGCGAACAAUUCUACUUCCGAUCAGCCCCAACCCCCAAAUUCCCCGAGUAAGAAAAACCAGUUUGCCGUCAGCGCGGAAGACCAAGUUUUGCAAAACAGCUCGAUGGCGACCACUACCCAUUUUGCUGAACUCGUUUCCAUCGCGCACCCGCGAAAACUAUGCAUUGCAAAAAUGUCUGGGUCUGGAAGAAUGUAGGACUUGUCAUGCUUGUCUGGCAUGACUCUUAGAUCUGUGAUGCGUAAGCGGGAACGGGGCCUGUGGCCUGUCAUGCAAAAACGCAGUUUGCUAUGCGGAAAACGAAACACAUGGCAGUGCAAAAACUUGUCAUGCUUCGCUGCAUAUUGUAGUGCGCCCACCAUUCAGAGAUUUGCAUCACAAGCUUCCAGACCCAGAUCUAUUUGCAUUUGAUAAAAACACUUGGCGAUCAGACUCUGUCCGCUCAAGGGCUUUAUGGUAGAAUCCGAACGCGAGUGCAAGUACUUGAGGGUGACGAAAGAGGAACUGAAACCGGCGAAGUGCUUCGUCGGGAAAUUGAAUGACUGGAGCUUGUUCCGACCGAAAACUUUGAUCGGGUACAUGUUGGCCCAUUCUAUGAAUUUUUCGCUGCAUAUCACACAGAAAAAAACAGGGAGUUCACAUUUGUAAUGCAAAAAUAGAUACAUAGAAAAAUCUGUCAUGAACGGCCCCACAGAAUGCUGUUGUGCAAUACAUAUUUGUUUGUGUAUUUCUCAUUAUCUUUGCAUUACAAACGAAACAUAACCUGCCUGCUUUUUUCCAUGUGAUACUGCAUGUCACACCAAAGGAUCUAGUCUCUGUGGAAUUGGAUCAGUUAUACGAAACCCGGCUGCAACUGACCGACAAUUCUGGCUCUUUCGCUUCGAAAGGGAAGGCGGAGGCGAGGGCGCGGAGGAACUUCGAUUUGAAAAUCGCGACGAGCGUGCGAGAUUUGAAACAACGAAAUGCGGCUCCUGUUGGUCGUGUGCACGAAGGAGCGCAGCACGGUACUAGCAGCACGGCGAGCCCACAGUCAACAGCGACGGGAAGUGGUAGUGGUGGUCCUAGUGGUAUCCUGUGCAAAAACGUCACUAACCCAUAGUCAAGAUGGGGCUUUUGCAACACAAGUCCAGAAGUUUUGGGAGUCACGCAUGACAAGUUCCUCUCUGUAUUGUAGUGCAGUUUAUCAAGUGCAGCCGCAGUACAAAGCAGCGCGCGCAUCCUGUUUACAGCAUUACAAAUUCCAAAACACGACUGGAACUGCCUCUCAUGGGGAUGUGCAUUACAAACGGUCCUGCAAUUGCAAAUCUGCAUGACAACUAACUAUGGGGUGGCGACGUUUUUUCAUAGGAUAACUGGCUCUGCCUCCGCAACUUCUUCCACCUCUUCCAUUCCGUCUCCAUCUAUGAGUACAGUCCCAAGCCGCAGAGCCAACGCCCCGGGCGAGCAAAUAAAAUCGAAGUACGCGAUUCGGGGGAAGAUGGGCGUGCCGGGUCAAGGUCAACAGCAGCAGCACCAGCAAGGUCAAAACAAUAGUUCUUUCCUCUACCGUGACGCCACCACCUCCAUGCUUAAAACCGACCGACCGGAAGUAUCAAAGUGAAAAAUCCGCCCUCCCCAUAUUGAAGCGGAAACUUCUGUUGCUGGAUUUGUGUACACAAAUCAGCCCUGUCUUGCAGUGAGGCACUACAGGCAAAGCCUCAGCCUGCGUAGGGGUGUUUUGUUGUAGACGCUCAGCACAACAGAGGCCUGCCAUGUUCGUUAAACAGCAUUACAAACCGCCUCCAAAAGGCGGCGGAUUCUUUGGAUUUGCCGUCUUGCAAGUGAGACAGGAUUUGUGGUCACAAAUCAGCAUCACAAAUCUUUGCAAACAUACCUUUUCAAUAUGGGGAGGGGGGAUUUUUCCUUGCAAUAGGAAGCUUUGAACGAGGAACUAAAAACCUACGACGCCGACGCACCCGACGUCUUAGCGGGGUAGUAUCAAAAGAAAAAAGUUCGUCACGAUCACUCAUCUGCAUUUUUGCAACACAAAGCUGUCUGUCAUGCGUAAAAAUGCAUCACAGCCACACUUCAUAAGGGAUUUCCCUAGUGUUUCUGCAAUACAAGGAGAAGUUGUGAUGCUAAAAAAUUUGUAAUGCAAAACCUGCAAAUUAGUGAUUGUGACAAACUUUUUUCUCUCCAUAGGUACUACGGAAACAACAGUAAUUUCAAGGCCGAGGCUGCUGCGGCCCGGGCGAAAAGAAAAAUGACCGAGAAGGAAAAAAGAAGACAAGCGGAUAACGCGAAGCUCCCGCCGGGAGUAGAGCCGGAUAACUUGACGAGGGAACAGAAGAAGGGAACGAUUCGGGGCAUAUUCAAGCAAAGCGUCGCCCCGAGCGGAAAUCCGAUGAGCCGCGACACGGCGGAUCAGGACGAGAGAUAUCAGAGCAUGCGGAACGAAACGCUGGCUGGUAGCAGCCUCCACCGCGAUUUCUGCUGGACCCAAAUCCGGCCGAAACUGAACUGCGAAUUACCGGAGUCUAUGAACUGCAAAAGUGUCGUACUCGUAUAAAUGCAUUACAAAUUUUCUCAGCAUGAGAAAUAAAAUUUGUAAUGCGGAUUUACCUUAAGAAAAAAAGCAUGAUUGCAAUUACUACGAGCACGAUACUUUUGCACUGCAUAGAGUCCUUGCGUCAGUUGAUCAAGCUGCACAAAAUCGUGGAUGAGAAGUGCAUAUCCAGUGGAAAUGUGUCUCGGUUUGGAAGACUGCAGCUUGUCAUGCUAAGUCUCGAUCGCAAAAAAAUCUGUGCUGCAUGAACGCCAAAAGCUGCUCAGUUCUUGCUUGGAAAAAAGCGGAUCUCUCAUGCGGAAUAGGCAUGAGGAAGGUCAUCUCGCAAAAUCUGUGACGCUUCUGCGUGCAUUCCAGACCACUUUCGUGUUCGACGAAUUGCAUGACAAGUCUUCCACUGUUCCAGACCCAGACAUGUUUGCAAUGCAUAGUGCCGGGUGAAAAAGGAGGACGAGCUGGAUAUGGACUUCGCAAACUACCUCUACGCGGAUAGACGCGCCCGCCAGAAGGCGCAGCGCGAGAAGAGGGAAAUUGACGAGAUGAACGCGAUAUCCUGUGCAAAAGUAUCGUACUCGUAUAAAUGCAAUUCUUGCAUUACAAAUCUUGUUCCCAACGCCAAUCUGCAUAUACGAAUUUUAUUUCAUCUCAUGCUGAGGAACAGGAACUUUGUAUUGCAAUUUCCACUACUACGAUAGUACUUUUGCAAUGCAUACGGGAAUCUGUCAUCCUCCGGCCAUGGCGGGUUGCAGUUCGAGGGGGAUAAGGUGCGCUUCAACCCGAACUAUUUUGCGAGCGGAAUGGAUUUGGGGUACAGAACCGCAUCCUCCUCCUCCGGUCAGCAAAAUACGACGAGAGAGACAAAAGAAUACCAGUACAAGUACGUGAUUUUCCUCGACGUGGAUGGGGUGCUGAACACCUACCCGUUGCCGCCACUGUACACCAGUAGCGCGGUGCUGCUACCGGAUUACCGCGAGCAUCUCCAUUACGAAAAAGUGAAACUCCUCGGGCAGAUGAUUACCAAAGUGGAGGAAGCCGCGCUGGAACAGAAUAAGAAAAAGGUGGAAACAGCGAGCUCGCGGCAAAUGAACCGACAGAAGAAGUGGGUGAAAGAGAUUGAGAAUUACUUUGUAAAGCAAAAUGUAAAAACCGCAGUUAGGACUACGGGGAAUAAGCGAAGCAAAAAUGGUCGCGAAGACGAGGCGACAAGCCGAGGCAAGAUGCAGAAGAGGGCGGAAACGACGAGUCCAAACCGCCGAAGAAGGCAAAGCAGCGACGCGGAACUUUCAAACUUCAGCGAAGAUUCCGAAAGCAGUCUAUGCAUUGCAAAUAUGUCUGGGUCUGGAAGAGUGCAAUUUUGGCAUGCACGUUUUGCAUGAGCCGUGAUGUCUGUCAUGUCUGUCCUAGCAUGACAAAUUUUCUGAGGGCUUCUUGAUGCGUAUUCCGCAUGACAAAUGCCCUGUUCGCGUAGCAAAAAUUGGACUGCUUUUGCUGCCCAUGCAAUACAGAUUUUUUUUUGAAUUCAAAAGCAGCAUCACAAGUUCCCCCUGUCCAGACCCAGACAUAUUUGCAAUGCAUACAGUCCGUUGAAGCACAACGACCCUUUGAGCAACCAAGCGCGAAAAUUGUUACAAAAAGCGAAGCAGCAACUGAUCUUAAAAACCUGCGAAGAGUUUCUCCUUCAUCUCCGGAUCGACAGCGCACAAGAUCAGCAGAAAUUGCUCCAACUCCUCCUGUCCGACGAGAUCUUGACCGUAGAAGAAGCGGAAAGAGAAGAACAGGAUUUAGAACUGCUAAAAGAGUUCUCCACCGUCACUUCCUUAGAACAGAAAAGAGAACAGCUACUCGAGUCCGGUUUUGACGAAGAAUCACUUCCGAAAUUUCUGCAAAACUUGGACACGCUCCCGUUACAGGAGAGAACGGAGGAGAUUGUCGAAAUAGACGAGGAGAAACUCGAAGUGGAAGUCGAAAUUGUCCUCUCCACCGCCUGGCGCCACUCCCAACACCGCGUGCAGUGUCUGCGGGACUUCUUUUUUAUCCUGUGCAAAAGUAUCGUACUCGUACAAGUGCAUUACAAAUUUCCUCAGCAUGAGAAAUAAAAUUUAUGAUGCUGAUUUGCCUUGACAAAAAGAUCUGUAAUGCAUGACUGCAAUACGAGUACAAUGCUUUUGCACAGGAUAUUUUUCGAGACGAACCAAUUUGAACUGAACUGGAUCGGGUCGACGGACCGGUUGGAGGAUGAUUUGAAUCCCUAUCCACAGAAAAAGAACCCUUCCCAUCCAAUUUGUCAUGCAAAACAUGUAUAAAGCCCACUGUUUGUCAUGCAAAAAAUGGAUGGGGGUGGCUCUUUUUUUGUGGAUAACCCCGCCACUGCCCGUUGUUUCGAGAUCCGCGCCUUCGCGGAGUCCAGCUUUGUGGAGAACAAAACACGAUGGAUUUGUAUGGACGACCUGGAGUUGCACAUUGCGCAAAAGGAUUUGUUAUGCAUUGCAAAAGUAUCGUACUCGUAUAAAUGCAUUUGAAUCGGUUCGAGAGUGUACCCCGGUUCACGAACUAGUUCGUGAAGGUUCCGGGCAUACGAAAAAGAAGAGAACCAUACGUAGUGCACGUGCCAAACCCCGAAAAAAAGAGCGGGCAACGGCAGAAAAGAAUCCCGAUGAGCUACAGAGCAUAUCUUGCGGGCACCAUAUGUCGCAAAAAGUAUGUGCACGCAACAAGCCCCAAAAGGUCCUGUAUUUUGGCGCGCGCGCGCGCGAUUUUGGUUUGUGAGGCGCGAAGCGCUGCGCGACUAUUGUUUACGGUGGCACGGCUGCCGGCCGUAGGAUUUAGGGACGCUGCUUCUGAUAAAUGGGCGCACGAAGACCGAAGCUGUGGGCGCGGCGCUGGUUUCAAACAGAAAGCGGUCGAACACUAGGGCCGAUCGCAGUCAUGGCUACUGUUUUCUGUAGUGACAGACUUGGGGCCUUUGGCGCCCAUCACGGUGCGCGCAGCUGUGCUGCAGCACCAUCUAAAACGACUUCGCUGCGGCAUUGCAGGCACAGACCCGAACCGGGGGUCAGGUAAUACCUGGCCCCCCGGGUCGACUAAGUACCAUUGAGAUCAGGAGCGUGCCUUUGGGUCAGGAACGCCCCCCCUACUCCUUCCUCCACCUGCAUAUUUUUUUGGCGCCGAGCAUAUCAAAUGGCCUGUUUGUUCUAGGAUAUUUAGGCCCCGGGGCGGUAUUGAACUGGUAGGUACAUUGUUGAACCGCGGGCCCUGUUGAACUGAUACACAUUACAAAUUUCCUCAGCGUGAGAAAUGAAAUUUGUAAUGCAGAUUUGCCUUGGGAACAAUGUUUGUGAUGCAAGACUUGCAUUUAUACGAGUACGAUACUUUUGCACAGGAUAUUUGUUAAAUAACAGCGAGCAAUUGGGCGGCGAGAGUGGGAACGACUUGCUGUUGAUGCCGAUCGAGACAGAACGGAUGGUCUGCACGAAAAGUGGGGUUGGGUUGACGACGGAGAAAGCGGAAAAGGCGGUGAAAAUGUUGUUGGAACAGGACGCGUGGGUGCUGGCGGAGGAGUGAGGGGGGUGAGUGUGUUGGCUUCAUCAUGUUCUCGAAUCCUAAUUUCAACAGAAAUUGUGGUUCACUGCUUUCACACGCAAUCAGAGUCAAACACCCAACAUCGCUGAUUCCUCUUGAAAGGAGACGCAAGAAGUCUCGAGUAGCUGUCGGGCACUACGGAAGUGACUGAAACUGAUACGGAAAAGAAGUACCCGAACGUCGCAUCAAUGAAUGCCAGAACGACCAAGACACAACGCAAACCCGACGGCGAAAAAGAAGCUCAGUGUUCGGGGUCUUUUUAGAUAGUCUUGGGAGUGUGCUGCCAGGGAGAGCAAUUCGGUCCAGGCGUGGACGAAGAUGAAGCGCUUCCUCUGGUCUCGUAGCGCGACCUGGUGCAAGUAGCUGCCUGUGAUCAAGUACCUGCAGCGGGGAGAAUUACGGCCACCACGAGACUCGGAUGGAUUCGCGAGAUUCGUGGAUGUCGCGAGAUCUGCCAGGGCCCGCAAGUGGGGGCGAGCUCC